Molecule: messenger RNA, 1607 nt
Organism: Parnassius mnemosyne (clouded apollo)
Lineage: Eukaryota; Metazoa; Arthropoda; Insecta; Lepidoptera; Papilionidae
Source: the annotation of a GenBank genome assembly
GUCUGUGCUAAGGACAUCAACAAGGUGCGUAUAAUCAGAAGACUGAGUUUUUCAUCUAGCGGCGAAAACGAAAAUAAGUCGAAUUUUUACCAAUAAAAAUCACAAAAUGGAUGAGCAACAAAUAGAGGAUAUGCUCAGGAGGUUGGAGAAUGGUGACAUUUCGGAAGAUGAUUUAGAGUCAGAUGGAGAAAAUAUUCCUUAUAACCCAUAUCUAGGAGCCUUAGCAGCUGAAUUAGAGGACGAUGAAGACGUUCUUACGGGACAGGACAAUUCAGAAGAUUUUCUGGACCAACCAUUGAUUCAGGAUGAGCAGCUUGUGCAAUGCGCACAGUCGUUGGAGCGAGUGGAAGCACAACCGACUGAAUCUCUCAUGAAUUUGAGGAAUUUACUGUGGAGAAAACAGUCUUUUCUAUUUGAUGAGAAUAACAUCAAAUUUGGUGGGUCUGAAGAGUUACCUUCAUCUAUAAUGAAACUGCAAAGUCCGUAUCAGUUUUUUAUCUACUUUUUCACGAAUCCGUUUAUGGAAAACAUUGUUACUGAAUCAGCACGCUAUGCUGUCCAGAAACAACCUGACAGACCUGAAAUAUUCACAGAGGGUGAACUUCGCAAAUAUUUUGAUAUUUUAAUAUUUAUGUCUGUUUACCAUUAUCCGAGCACAAGGUCGUAUUGGUCUAAUAAAUUUAGCUUCAGUCCCAUCAAAGAGGCAAUGCCAAUAAAUAAAUUUGAGAAAAUGCGAAAGUUACUGCACUUCAAUAAUAAUGAUGAUCAUCUGCCAGUAGACCACGUGCAGCAUGACAGGCUUCAUAAUUUACGUCCUAUAAUCACCCAUUUAAAUGAAAAGUUCUCUAGCGUGACCAUCGAGCAGCGAUUAUCUAUAGAUGAACAGAUGUGCGCCACCAAAGUGGGACAUUUUCUCAAACAAUAUCUCCCCAACAAACCCCAGAAAUGGGGUUUUAAAUUGUUUGUUUUAUGCAAUUUGAGCGGUUUUGCUUAUAGAUUCAUAAUCUACUCUGGGAAAGAAGCUAAUGAAGGAUCCUCAAACAGUCAAAACCUGGGAGUUGUAGGACAAACAGUUAUGAAUUUUCUGAGUGUGGUACCCAGGCAAAGAAAUCAUAUUGUCUAUUUUGACAAUUACUACACAUCUUUGCCAUUGAUGUGUAUACUUGCUAAGCAAGGUAUACAUUCCCUAGGCACUAUUCAAAGAAACCGACUGGGAAAAACUUGCAAGUUGCCAACUAAGCAGGAUGUUAUGAAAAGUUCAAUUCCAAGAGGGUCUUAUGAAGAGUAUGUUACAAAUUUUGAAGGCAUUGACAUGACAACAGUAAGUUGGAAGGACAAUAAGCAAGUUGUGUUAGCGUCGACAUACGUUGGAGCAUGUCCCGUAGGGAAUAUCGAACGAUUCGAUAAAAAAGAAAAAAAGAGGAUUCUUAUCACGUGCCCAAAGCUAAUCAGGGAAUAUAACAUGCACAUGGGUGGUGUAGACCUCAUGGAUUCCUUUUUAGGAAGAAAUAGGAUUCGAAUGAAGAGCAGAAAGUGGUACAUGAGAAUCUUCUAUCACCUGCUUGAUUUGACAGUAAUAAAUUCGUGGGUGUUAUAUAAAAAAGUUG